ACCCCCCAUCCCCCCCAGCUGCCUCCCCCUCCUCGCCCCCCACAGAGGCGGGGCUCCUCUCUGGCGUGGGCACACAUGUAGCCAUGGAGAGGGAGGUGGGCGUGGUGCCCCUGCUGCCUCCAUCGCCCCCCCCAGACGAGGGAGACCCAGCCCGGACAGUGCCUUCCUCAUCCUCAUCCUCAUCCUCAUCCUCAUCCCCAUCCUCAGACUCAGACUCUUCGUCCCUCGGGGCUCAGAGCAGGAGGAGGGAGGAGCAGCAGCAGGAGGAGGGAGGAGCCAGCCACAGGAAGGAGCCUUGCCCAGAAAGAGGAAAUGAAGAUGGGAUGAAGAGACACCAAACCAGGGAGGUGGUGCAGGGGGGGUCAGACUCUGUAAUGGAGGCAGAGGCCUGCAGUAACAGACAGGGACCAGCAGAGGAGAGCCCCACUGCCCAGGCCUACAGCACUCAGAAGACCUCUCUCACCAGCUGCACGCCGGCCCCUGGGCGUGGUCUGGUCACCGUGGGAACAAUGGGCCCUGCAGCCCCCCCCGACAGGGACUCUAGAGGGGGCGGAGUCUGUGGCCCAGGAGGGGGUGGAGCCUGAGGCUCCAGUCAGCCGGAAGAGGAGGUGGAGUUCCAGCACAUUGGCCGCUGCUAAGCAACAGCAGCACCAGCCCUGCGACGGCAUCGGCACAGAGGAGGCUCAGGGGCAGGCUGUGGGCCCGGAGGCCCCAGGCAGCCGGGAGGCGGUGGUGGAGCUGCACCCAGAGGAGAGCCGCCUCUCUGGGGGCGAAGAGGACCAGGCUGGGGGGUCCAAGAUCCAGCGCACAGCCCCACAG
Conger conger (European conger) is the source of this 819-nucleotide messenger RNA. Its product is annotated as serrate RNA effector molecule homolog. NCBI's taxonomy places the organism in Eukaryota, Metazoa, Chordata, Actinopteri, Anguilliformes, Congridae. Bases 84 to 584 code for a protein of 166 amino acids. The record is from RefSeq and is a predicted model, not a curated record. The transcript has 6 exons.